Menidia menidia (Atlantic silverside) is the source of this 1996-nucleotide messenger RNA. Lineage: Eukaryota; Metazoa; Chordata; Actinopteri; Atheriniformes; Atherinopsidae. The record is from the annotation of a GenBank genome assembly.
AGGACCGUCACAUGGUCACAUGUCUGAGCUCACGCGCCCCGCCCUCUUGUCACAGCAUGUCCAAUCAGCUGCGAGAAAGAAGCCGACACUUCCUGUUCUCUUUCACGGACGACGAUGAUUUGGACUGCCCUGAUUGGGUACUAGCCGAGAUUAGCACAUUAGCAAAAAUAUCAAGCGUCAAAAUGAAACUGCUUUGUGCUCAAGUAUUAAGGGAUUUACUUGGAGAGGGUAUUGAUUAUGACAAAGUUGCCAAACUAACAGCUGAUGCAAAGUUUGAGAGUGGAGACAUCAAAGCGAGCGUGGCUGUGCUCAGCUUUAUUCUGUCCAGUGCAGCGAAGCACAAUGUCGACAGUGAAUCUUUGUCCAGUGAGCUGCAGCAGCUUGGUCUACCUAAAGUGGGCCGACUGGACUCUGUGUCCUGGCGCGUUGACUACACACUCAGCUCCAGUGAGCUGAUGGAGGUGAAUGAACCUUUGAUACAGCUCAAACUGCAGACACAAGGAGCACAGCCGGGCUCCACAGAGACUACGAUUGUCUCCGUCUCUGCCGACAAGUUCAGAGUCCUGCUUACUGAGCUCAAACAAGCCCAGGCCAUGAUGAAUGCGCUACAUCUCAUUAAUUACUGCAAAAUGCCGGAGGGACCAGAGCUGCACCUGGCCAGCCAGUAUGUGAAUAGGAUGUGCGAUGGAGUGGUGUUCAGUGGACCGGUCACUAAGUCUGAGGUCAGCAAGAGCCCUGAAGUGCCCUUCACCUGUGAGGCGUACCGCAUCACGGCCACUUCCAGAGGGAAGGAAGUGAAGCUCACGCUGACCCCCAUCAAGAGCGAUGAUCCCAAACGGAGGGGAAAGGGUGGACAAGCAGACGGACCCAUGGACGUCGUCUUCCGCUUUGGGAUGUCGGGUUAUUUCCGCCUCACUGCAGAGGAUGAGCUGCCCAAACAUGCCCAUCUGCGUUUCUACACCAAAGAGAAGCCCUGCAGGGUGCUGAGCUUUGUAGACGCACGCAGGUUUGGGAGCUGGCAGCCCGACGGGAUGUGGCAGCCCGACCGAGGGCCCUGCAUCAUGUUUGAGUACAAAAGCUUCAGGGAGAAUGUUCUGUCACACCUAUCUGAUCGGGCUUUUGACCGCCCUAUCUGCGAAGUGCUGCUGAAUCAAAAGUACUUCAAUGGAAUCGGGAACUACCUUAGGGCGGAAAUCCUUUACAGGUUGAGUAUCCCACCCUUUGUAGCUGCACGGGCUGUGCUUGAAAGUCUAGAUGUGGAUGAUUUGCUGGAGGAAGAGAAACCUUUGAAAAAUGAAAUGCUGGACAAAAAGAUUUCCAGAGGAGCUAAAAAGAAAGGAGUGGAACAAGAGAUGGGGGACCUGCUCAGGCUUUGUCACACAGUACCUCUAGAAGUGGUCAGUCUAGGUGGUAAGGGCUACGACCCAGAGAAAGCAGACUAUUCCUCCUUUCAGGCAUGGUUGCAGUGCUACUAUGUGGAUGGAAUGAAAUCCAUUCGGGAUCACAAUGGCAGAACUAUGUGGUUUAAGGGAGACCCCGGCCCAAUGGCACCAAAAGAAUCAAAGUCCCCCAGGGCAAAAAAGAGAAUAAAGAAAGAAAACGACCACGAUUACACAGACAAGAAAAAGGUGACCAGAGUUCAGCCAGACAGUGCCACCAAAAAGAAGGCGGUCAAACUGGAAGGUCCGACCAAAACUCCAAAGAGAGAGAAGAAAACACGUCCAACAAAAGCUGAACUGAAGAGAGGAAAGGCCGAAAAGACCCAGGAGGAAAACGCCCCGCAGCGCUUCACAAGAUCCAAUUCACGUCAGGGGAAAACCAAAAGUGCAGAGCCAGCUGCAGGUAACCAGAGAAGAACUAAGAGAGGGACCAAGAAGGAUUAGUCACAAACACCAAGGGGCACCACUACUGUACGGGACAAGUUUAUACUUUUAUAAUUUGCAAUAUUUUUCUAAAAUAAAGCAGUUUUAAUAAAAUAAAAAAUGUGUUGUACAAA